This is a messenger RNA of Myxocyprinus asiaticus (Chinese sucker), 3745 nucleotides long. RefSeq names its product cryptochrome-1-like. Gene Ontology annotation, molecular function: DNA binding; FAD binding. The record is from RefSeq and is a predicted model, not a curated record. NCBI's taxonomy places the organism in Eukaryota, Metazoa, Chordata, Actinopteri, Cypriniformes, Catostomidae. Gene Ontology annotation, cellular component: nucleus; cytoplasm. The transcript is spliced from 13 exons. Gene Ontology annotation, biological process: circadian regulation of gene expression; entrainment of circadian clock by photoperiod; negative regulation of DNA-templated transcription. Bases 569 to 2401 code for a protein of 610 amino acids.
GACUAAUUGCUGACUGUUCACAGGGUGUAUGAAAAUAGAAAUUCAAACGAUUUAACUGAAGAGAAUAACAAUCGCGUAAUAUUUACCCCUUCAAUCGACGCUCGUAUUGCCAUGUAGAUGAAUGAAUGCUUAUCGAUGGAUAUUAUUUGGAUAUAAGGCGUGAUUAAUGAAUGCACAAUGAAGAAGUUGAACGCUUGUCUUUUAUCUUUUCCUUCCUGUUUUCUUUGUUGAAUUUUUCCUGUGCGUGUUUGUUUGCAUGAAUUCAUCAGUUUCACCGCAGUGCUGUGUGAUUGGUUAAGGCGCAUUGUGUGAAUAAAACAUUCUAAAUAUAUUGUUUGUGUACAUGCAUCGCGUCAAUCACAGGGUGAGCAAAGCAACUGUAUGAAUUUAAGCUGGUUGAUUCAGCAGUCACGGAAGCAGAGAUCCUGCUUCAAAAUGGGAAAAGUUUUUCUUGAGCAAGGUUGAAAAAAAGCAGGCCCAGAUCUUGUUUUGACUGUCUUCAUACAUCUGGGAUCUAAGUUUUUGCGGGAACAUUCGUGAUUACAGGGUUUACAGGAUACUUGGAGUAAUGGUGGUCAAUACGAUCUACUGGUUCAGAAAGGGCUUGAGGCUCCAUGAUAACCCAGCACUGCGAGACUCGAUUGCGGGAGCAGACACUCUGAGAUGCGUUUACAUACUGGACCCCUGGUUUGCGGGAUCGUCCAACGUGGGAAUCAGCAGAUGGAGAUUUUUACUGCAAUGUCUGGAGGACUUGGAUGCAAGCCUCCGCAAACUUAACUCUCGCCUCUUCGUCAUCAGGGGACAACCCACGGAUGUCUUUCCAAGGCUAUUCAAGGAGUGGAAAAUCAGCCGGCUGUCAUAUGAGUAUGACUCCGAGCCCUUCGGGAAGGAUCGAGAUGCAGCCAUUAAGAAGCUGGCCACUGAAGCUGGGGUGGAAGUCUGCAUCAGGAUCUCCCACACACUUUAUGAUCUUGACAAGAUCAUAGAGUUAAAUGGAGGGCAGUCUCCUCUCACCUAUAAACGAUUUCAGAUGCUCAUCAGCAGAAUGGAGCCUGUAGAAAUACCAGCAGAGUCAAUCACUGCUGAAUUCACUGGCAGAUGCAGCACUCCUGUCAGCGAUGACCAUGACGACAAGUUUGGGGUGCCAUCACUGGAGGAGCUUGGUUUUGAGACCGAGGGGCUGACCUCAGCAGUGUGGCCUGGUGGAGAGACUGAAGCUCUGACACGUCUAGAGAGGCACCUGGAGAGGAAGGCAUGGGUAGCUAAUUUCGAGCGUCCCAGAAUGAAUGCUAACUCCUUGUUGGCCAGCCCCACAGGCCUGAGCCCUUACCUCCGCUUUGGCUGCCUCUCCUGCAGACUUUUCUACUUCAAACUCACAGACCUCUACAAAAAGGUUAAGAAAAGCAGUAUCCCACCACUGUCACUUUACGGUCAACUGCUCUGGCGUGAGUUCUUCUACACGGCUGCCACUAACAACCCACACUUUGACAAAAUGGAGGGCAAUCCCAUCUGCAUGCAGAUCCCGUGGGACAGGAACCCUGAAGCUCUGGCAAAGUGGGCAGAGGGCCAGACUGGUUUCCCAUGGAUCGAUGCCAUUAUGACCCAGCUGAGGCAGGAGGGGUGGGUCCAUCAUCUAGCCAGGCACGGUGUUGCUUGCUUCCUCACGCGUGGAGACCUGUGGAUCAGCUGGGAGGAGGGCAUGAAGGUGUUUGAGGAGUUGUUGCUGGAUGCAGACUGGAGUGUAAAUGCAGGCAGCUGGAUGUGGCUUUCAUGCAGCUCAUUCUUCCAGCAGUUCUUUCACUGUUACUGUCCAGUGGGCUUCGGUCGACGUACCGAUCCUAAUGGAGACUUUAUAAGGCGCUAUUUGCCCAUAUUGAGGGGCUUCCCUGCCAAGUUCAUCUAUGACCCUUGGAAUGCCCCAGAAAGUGUUCAGAAGAUUGCCAAGUGCAUAAUUGGAGUGCACUACCCCAAACCCAUGGUUAAUCACGCUGAGGCCAGCAGGAUAAACAUAGAGCGAAUGAAACAGAUCUGCCAGCAGCUGUCCUGCUACCGAGGCCUUGGGCUCCUUGCAACUGUUCCAACCAACACAAGCAACAAUGGUGAUGGUACCAGAGCAGCUUGGAGAGCAGGUCCUUCCUCAGGAGAUAGCACACAGGAGAGCAACCUCAAAAUAGUGCACCCUGCACCAGUAAGUUCUCAAGCAGAGUUUCCAUUAAUUACAUUGUCAUGUGAUCAUCAGUCUCUCAACAAUGCCCAACAACCAGGUUACACAUGUGUUGGUAUGGUUGGACAAGCCCACAAACAGUCACAGAGAGCCAGAGGGAUGAGUACUUUGAAGCGACGAAGCGAAGACCCAGCAGCAGGCAGCGCAUCGAAGAUUCUGAGGAAAGACAACAACUAGUCACCUUGGACUUCUAGCCAUACACACACUUCUCCUCAGACCUGUGUUGAACAGAAGCACAGAGAACAGUUUCUCGACUUGCCCAUCGUCAGCUCUGUCCCUUUAUGAUUUGCCAUGGUGUCAUUCCACUUGUAGAGCUUGAGUUAGCAUUGAGGACUAAGCCACAUGAUAUACUGUAUGUGGUUACAGCAUUUAAAAUGUCUACAUUGUUUGCAAACUGUAUGUUUAUGAAUUGUGGAGCAAAAUGUUUUUGUUCUUGUGGUGUUUGACCAUGCAUUGUCAUAGUCACACAAACCAAAUGUUAUGAAUUGAUUUCUCUUUCCAAGUGUGUGAUUCUUGCAUACCAUUUAGUGUCCAUUUUGGUGUUGUUUUCUGAUUAUUUGACAAUAGCUGAAAUUUAAACACAAUGAGAUGUAACUUAAAGGAAGGUUUCGAGUUUAAUACAAGCUCAGUUAACAGCAUUUGUGGCAUAAUGUUGAUAAACACAAAAAUAUAAUUUUGCCCUUCAUUUAUUUAACAAACAAAAAAGGCAAACAUCACAGUUAAAGUAAGGCACAUUCAAUGGGGCCAGUCCAUAAACACUAAAAUGCACAUUAUUUCAAAUGUAUUUCAAGACGUAAACAUUAUAAAUGUUAACAUGAUUUUUGUGUGAUAAAACCACUUAACUGUGAAGUUACAUCCAGUACGGAGAUUUCAGGGUUUCGUUGACAUGAAAACAAAGUUGUAAUAUUGGAUAUAACAUGUUAACAUGUAAAAUAUUUGUCUUGUGUAUUUAUGGACUGGAGCCAUUCACUUCAGUGAAAGUGCCUAACUACAACUGCAUUUAAAUUAUAAUUGUUUUUUUUUAUUUUUUUUAUUUUUAUUUUUUAUUUUUUUUUUUUGGUGUGUGGAAAUCAGCUUAUUUUGUUAAUUGAACCCGGAAAAUUCCUUUAAAAGGGACUGUGUGUAAAACUGAGAUAACGAGGUUUGUACCAGCCUAAAAUUCUUGUUGCUCUUUGAAAUGAGAAAUUGGGCAUUAUUGAAAAGUAUUUGAUUGUUUCUAAGUUAUAGAGAGACAUUAAAAUGUCUAUAAAGACCACAGCAAAUAUAUCUGAUGUAUAUUUAGUCUGAUUUUUACCUUUUUAAAAAUUGAGUAAUUCUGUUAUUGUGGCCUGUGACUCAGUAAGCACAAGAGGAUUUGUUUGAAGUUAUUCAGUCUGCAAAUCAUUAUACAUAACUUUUUUCUUGCUAAUUUACAGACUUGCUGUUAUAUUUUUUUAUAUGACAAAAAAACAUUUUUUAUUAUUAUUAUUGGAUUGUUUGGUCUUAUAAAUUCCAAUUAAAACAUGAUAGACCUGUUACUAA